Manihot esculenta (cassava) is the source of this 763-nucleotide messenger RNA. Its product is annotated as acyl carrier protein 2, mitochondrial. Gene Ontology annotation, cellular component: mitochondrion. NCBI's taxonomy places the organism in Eukaryota, Viridiplantae, Streptophyta, Magnoliopsida, Malpighiales, Euphorbiaceae. The transcript has 2 exons. The coding region runs from base 105 to 497 and encodes 130 amino acids. The record is from RefSeq and is a predicted model, not a curated record. Gene Ontology annotation, molecular function: acyl carrier activity; acyl binding. Gene Ontology annotation, biological process: fatty acid biosynthetic process.
UUUGUCCUCCUUUUUCUCCUUUCUCCCACUCCACCGCAAGUGAGAGCGCUCUGGAACUUAUUCUCUCAACAAGCGCAUACAGUGGCAGCUAGAGAAGCACAGAAAUGGCGGCGAGAGGAGCUUUGCUAAAGUACCUGAGAGUGAACGUACAGACUGUACCUCAAAACCUUAGACCUAAUACCGGCCUCUUCGCUCUUUCUUUCGAUGGAAUACUGCGCCGUUUCUCUGAAGAGGUAAGAGGCUCCUUCCUCGACAAAUCCGAGGUCACAGAUCGUGUCGUCAAUGUCGUCAAGAACUUCCAGAAGGUGGAUCCUUCCAAGGUCACACCAAAUGCCCAUUUCCAUAAUGAUCUUGGGUUAGAUAGUUUGGACACCGUGGAAGUUGUGAUGGCCCUUGAAGAAGAGUUUGGGUUUGAGAUCCCAGAUAAUGAAGCGGAUAAGAUCAAUUCCGUUAAUCUUGCUGUUGACUUUAUAGCUUCACACCCUCAGGCAAAAUAGGGAACACUGCAAAGGCCAAAGUGAUAUGUUGUUCUUUUCUGUGAGGAAUUAGCAACAUCAGUGAAAUUCUUGUAUUUUGGUCCCUCUUUUUCUUUUGAACAAAAUGUUUAAGAUUCUGUUUGAAGAGGAUUGUUUUUUAUAUUUAUGACUGAAGUGCUGCCCUUCUUGUUGAAGGGAAUUGUAAUGGUCCAAUGAGCAGAACUAGUUGUUCAUUGCCUAUAAGAAUUUUUACCUCCAAUAAAAAUUUUGUAGGUCAUUUCCAUGGA